Jaminaea rosea is the source of this 2239-nucleotide messenger RNA. RefSeq lists its product as hypothetical. The transcript is spliced from 2 exons. The record is from RefSeq and is a predicted model, not a curated record. NCBI's taxonomy places the organism in Eukaryota, Fungi, Basidiomycota, Exobasidiomycetes, Microstromatales. The coding region runs from base 151 to 2229 and encodes 692 amino acids.
GACCGGCACUCGCCCUCACUCUGCUGAGCUCACAAAUGGAUCAUCAGCCCUCGAGACUAAGUAAGAGCCCACUCUGCUCUCCCUUCCCAUAUCAAGAAGCCUCAUACCAAGUCGAGACAUCCCUGAACAGAGUCAAUCACAGCCACAGCCAUGCCCUUCUCACUGAGAUCCGAUGGCGGUGGCGAGCAGCAACGCCAGGCUGCACCACCUCCGCCUCAAGCCAUCCUCUCCUCAUCGUCAGCAUCCGAUUCUCACACCAGCCUUCGUCCACCGGGCUACCCCUCGCAAGAAGAGCAGCGCGAGCGCAAGCGUCAGCAAAACGGCUCCUCGUCGCCUCCCACUGCAGGUCCUCCCGUCAUUGGCCUCCUCAUCGCCGCAGGCGUCAUCACCCUCAUGGCAGCCAAAUCGCGCGCCCGUCGAGCCCAUCACCAGGCGCAGAUGAUUUCUUCCUUGACCGAGGCUAGAGAUAGGGCUGCUGCGAGCGAGUCGGCAUGGAGAGAGGCGUAUAAGAGUGCGAUGGCUGGCAACGUUGGCAGACCUCCUGCAGCUCAACCCCCAUGCGGCAGCUAUCAGCCAGACGGGCAGCAACAGCUCCAGCCAAACAUGCGUCCAGAGCAGAAAGUCACUCCUGCUCCCUCAGGUAAUUCGAGCAGCGGCUUCAUCGACCCACGCGUAGCAGCACAAGCAGCUCGUGAAGAGCAGGAGGCCCUGGAUAACAUGGCAAUCGGUGGCGUUGGUCGCAACUCAUCCCGCUCCUCGAUGCUGGGGGAGAUGGCCUCCGGGCUGGGACAGUUCAUGGGCAUGGCAACGGGUAGAGGCGACCCAUUUCCUGGUGGUGGCCCAUGGAUGAAGAGAGGAGCCGGUCCUGGUUGGGCCGAUGGAGGUGCAGCUGAAGCGAGCGCAAAAUCGUCUUCGGAAGGCAACUGUGCACGCAAGCCCGCCGCAGCUCUCAAUCCACGACAGCGUUGGCAGCGAGCCUUUGGCGCCGGAGCGGGACAGUCGACACAGGCUACACCACAAGCUGUUAGCAACGAUGAUGCCGCGUGGGAGCGGCUGGCUCAGAAGCAAGAGGCGCGAAGCAAGGUUGCGAACCUAGAUGAUCAGCCGCAGACCGCCACAGCUGAGGGACCUUCAAUGUCCGGGCCCAAUCGAGCCGCCGUCACUCGAGCACAGAAGCGUCUCGCUGAGAUGCGCAAGGAGGCAAAGCUUCAGCGACAGCAGAAAGUGGAUGCAGACAAGGCCAAGCGUAUCGACAGUGCGAUUCUCGACGAGCUGGAUGCAGCCUUCUUUGCCAAUCAUCUGAACGGUAGCGCUGCCAACGGCCACGCUACGGAGGCGUCGGCCAGUGAGAUGGAAGAAGGCAAUGAUCAGGUCAAGACAAACGCCACUGCCGCCACCUUGGACGCUUCAUCACCUGCGCAGCGCAAUCAGCACGUUUCGAUGGACAAUGUCUUCCUCGAGCAGCAGCUGCAAGACGCCGCAGAGGAAGGACGUGAGCUGCGUCUUCAGAGGGAGCAGAGGGAGGCUCGCACUGCCAGCAGUCCUGACGCGACGAAUGCGACCAUCUCCUCGCUGCUGCGUGGCCGAAACAAGCGAGAUGGCAUUCGGACGGUCGCUGCCAAAGAGGCAGCCACGGCUAAGCACGAUCGUUUCGUUGAGGAGCUCGCAGCUGAAUUGCUAGGGCGCCCUGCUUCCCAGGCCCCGGCGAGCGAGGCGACGGCUUCCGACAGCAUCGUCGACGUUGAAGUCGCUGAAGAGCAGCAACAGCACCAGCACGAGCGAGCAAGCUCCAACAUGUCUCUCCUCGAUGCCGCUCUCGAGCACGCCGCACAGGAAGGCCGCGACGUUCGUGCACGUCAACAGCGUUCCGCAUCCUCAUCCUCGCCACAGCCGCGCUCCAUCAAUGGCACCUGGGACGACGCACAAUGGCGAGACUUCCCACUUGCGCGCACCAUUCUCUCUUCUCAAUCGGUCUUGUACCGAGGUUCGGGCCUGACAGAAGAGGACACCACCGCCCCUUUCGAAGUUGCUGUGUCCAAAGACGCCCACAAAAGUCCCGAGGAGUGGCGAGCCGAGCGCGAGAGGCUCGAGAAGGUGAUCGGCGACUUGAGGGGGAGGAUGGAGAAUAUGGACGAUCAGGUUGGGAAGAUGAAUGUAUGGGCUGACGAGGUGCACAGGAGGCUGGGCUACCACGGACGUUAUCCCGGAUCGAGGGAUAAGCCGAAUUGAGGUGUCGGAC